CGCUAGUGCCUUUAGUAUUUUUUUUUUCCUCUUUCACAAGAGACAUUUCUAAGCUAGACUACAGAGUGACAUGACCCUCUCCCUUCUCUCUCCCACUACUUCACAAAUCACCUUAUCAUCUUUCCUCUAAAAGAUUUUGUUAGUAUUCAAAGAACCAACUCUUCUCUCAUCAUAAUUAUUCAAAGUUCAAACCUUUAAACUCUUUUGUAGUGUUUAAUUCAACCAAAAUAUAUUAUAUCAUCUCAAAGUUAUGGACACUACUACUCAUCAUCAUCAUCAUCAUCAUCAGAAUCUAGCAACAGAGAAGAAAUCUUGGGAAACCAAACAUGGUAGUACAACAUCAACAACAACAACUACUACUACUUGUGUUCAAGGAAUCAAAGAAGUUAAAUCACUGUCAUCAUCAUCAUCAUCAUCAUCAAUUAAUAACUCUUCCAAAAAACAGGUAACAAUAUCAUCUCCUGUCUCACCACCUUCAUCUUCAUCCUCUCCAUCACAUGAAUUCUCCUUCACUAUUUCUCUCUCCACAAAUAAUAAUAAAGCCACAACUUCUUCUUCUACUACAAAGACUAAUAAUAGUUAUAACAAUAACAAUAACAAUAAUAAUUCUUCAUUCGCCGUCGACUUGUCUCCGGCCGACGACAUAUUCUUCCAUGGUCAUUUACUCCCUCUCCACCUUCUUUCCCAUCUUCCAAUCUCUCCUAGAACUUCCACUAACUCCAUGGAUAGUUUUACUCUUCCCAUUAAGGAGAUUUCAUCAUCUUCAUCCUCCUCAAUAAUAAUGGAGCAUCAAAAACAGAGCAAAGAUGUCUCUGCAACCGCCAUUACCAACGAAGCAGCAGGAGGAGGAGGAGGAGGAGGAAGAUCAUCAUCAAACAAGCCGGGCAACAAGUCUUUUUCGCUUUUCGGGCUAUCGAAAUGGAGAAAUAAUAAAGGGCAGCAGUUAAAUAGAAAUAAUAAUAAUAAUAAUAAUAAUAAUAUGGGUGAUGGUAUUAUUGAGGAUGAUAUUGAGGAGAAGAAGAGGUCAUCUAAGGUGAAAUUCGAACUGAUCAGUCAGGUAAUCAAAAGGUACAUGAGAAUGGUGAGGAGGCCACUGUUGUUUUCCAAGGCUAGAAGAGAUAAUGAUGAUGAGAUUAGUAAUAUCGAAUUACGUAGGCAGCCACACUCUUUCUCUGGUGUUUUGAAUAAUAAUAAUAAUAGUAAUAGUAAUAAGAUGAUGAUGAUGAGAGGAAGAAGAGGAGAGUUUUCGGCGCCGGCAUCGAUGUGGACUUCGCCGACCAAUAGUGGCCCCCUUGUGGCGAUGCCUCCUCCUAAUAAUACUGCUAAUGAUAGUUCCAUGGAAGAGUUGCAAGCAGCCAUUCAAGCAGCUAUUGCUCAUUGCAAGAAUUCCAUUAGUAAUAAUAAUGCUACAAAUAAUAAUAAUAAUAAUGUAGUCAAAUGUUAGCAUUUCCCUAUUAAUUAAUUAUAAUUGGACUACUAGAGAGUUGUAGUAAUAAUGGUAGUAUUGAUUUUAAAAUUAUUUGUUGUACUGUUUUAAUUAAUUUUGUAUAAAAUUUGCAAUGUUAUUAUUCUAUUA
Cannabis sativa is the source of this 1576-nucleotide messenger RNA. Its product is annotated as BRI1 kinase inhibitor 1. The record is from RefSeq and is a predicted model, not a curated record. The transcript has a single exon. The coding region runs from base 251 to 1444 and encodes 397 amino acids. Gene Ontology annotation, molecular function: kinase inhibitor activity. Gene Ontology annotation, cellular component: plasma membrane. NCBI's taxonomy places the organism in Eukaryota, Viridiplantae, Streptophyta, Magnoliopsida, Rosales, Cannabaceae.